GUCUCUUUCCGUUUCAGGGUUUAUGGCAUCAUCAUCGUCAGCAUAACUGAAACAAGUUAACUGCACUGCACCCAAACAUAAUAAAAGCAAAAAAAACAUCUGUUUCAGUUCAGUUGAAGUAUCUUCUCUAUAUUCUUCUAUCUAUCAUCUCAAAUCGAGAAUUGUGCUGAAUUCAGAAUUCAGAAAAAUGUCUUCAACUCAAAACAAUAACAAAUCGAGUUCCAGAAUCACAUGGGAAGGUUGCAGCGUCUUGCUUGAUAUCAACGACGGCGACCGUCUCGUCUUCGCUCGUCUUUCCCCUGCAGCGAAAUUGAAGAUUGGUAAUAAGAAUUGUUCGUUGCAGCCUUUGAUUGGUUGUCCCUUUGGUACUGUUUUUCAACUUGACACUUCUUCUGAUGGCCCUUUUCUAUCGCCAUUCCAACCCAAAGGUGAUGUAAAUAACACCGACGAAAUAAAAGAUGGUCAUGAUCAACCCAACAGUGAUUCCAAGGACAACCGGUCGUUGAUCGACAAUAAUACUGCACAAAGCCUCACUGGUGAAGAUAUAGAAGACAUGCGAAGACAGGGUGCUAAGGGUAAUGAAAUAAUUGAAGCUCUCAUUGCCAAUAGUGCAACAUUUGAUAAGAAAACAUCAUUCUCACAGGAGAAAUAUAGACUUAAGAAGCAGAAGAAAUAUGCACCAAGGGUACUUAUAAGGCGUCCUGUUGCUCGAAGCAUAUGUGAGGCCUAUUUCAAGAAGUAUCCAUUAAAAAUUGGGUUCUUGAGGGUGGAUACAUUGUCCCUUCUACUUUCAAUGGCUAAUGUUUCUUCUAAUUCUGACAUUCUUGUCGUUGAUAUGGUUGGUGGCCUUCUUACUGGUGCCGUGGCAGAACGUUUAGGAGGCACCGGUUUUGUCUGUAACUCAUAUCUUGGACAGACACCACCUUCCAUGGAUAUUGUGAGGAUAUUUAAUUUAAGCGAUGAAAUCUGCAAGAGAAUUGUAAGGUCUUCCAUAUCUGAUUUGUUGUCGCCAAAGGAAUCACCUCAACAAAACCCGAAACAAGAUGUCGGCAGCGUGGAAAGCCAAUCAAUUGAUCAAAUGAGUGUAUCGGUCAACAUGGAAGAAGUCUCUCAUUCACCAGAAAAUGGAAUUUCUGAUCUUGGUGCUGAAAAUACCACAUUUCCUGUUCUAAAAGCUCACAAAGCUAUCAAGGCUGGAGAAAAGGCGUCUCAAGAGAUCCUUGACUCAUGGAAAGAAAAUGGUUUUUCUAGCUUAAUUAUUGCUGCACCAGACUUGGAUACUUGGACAGUGGUUAGAGACCUCUUACCACUUUUAUCAAACUCUGCUCCAUUUGCUAUUUAUCACCAAUAUCUUCAGCCUCUAGCUACUUGCAUGCACAAUCUGCAGCUUGAGAAAAUGGCCAUUGGAUUGCAAAUAACAGAGCCGUGGCUUCGUGAAUACCAGGUACUUCCAUCAAGAACUCACCCACAUAUGCAAAUGAGUGCAUUUGGAGGUUACAUUCUCAGUGGGACAAAGAUCUGCAGCAGCUGAUUCUAGCUUCACCAUCUUCUACCAUAAUUACACCAUUUUUGUUCAGCCAAAGGCUAGAUACGGCCAAUGUACACUAGUUAUUUAUUAUCUCCCUCAAUUAUAUUUGGUGGGCUGUAAUAUGAUUUUGUACUUUAUAGUUUUUCUAUUUUAUUUCAUUUUUAUCCAAAAAAUAGUAAUAACAAACUGUAUGUUAUUUCUCAAUUAUUUUUGGUGCAUCACUUUCAAUAAUGGUAGAAUGAUCAUUGUUA
This is a messenger RNA of Vicia villosa (hairy vetch), 1779 nucleotides long. RefSeq lists its product as uncharacterized. Gene Ontology annotation, biological process: tRNA methylation. Lineage: Eukaryota; Viridiplantae; Streptophyta; Magnoliopsida; Fabales; Fabaceae. The transcript has 12 exons. The coding region runs from base 188 to 1531 and encodes 447 amino acids. The record is from RefSeq and is a predicted model, not a curated record. Gene Ontology annotation, cellular component: tRNA (m1A) methyltransferase complex; nucleus.